Ornithorhynchus anatinus (platypus) is the source of this 4363-nucleotide messenger RNA. It is a transcript of the gene ZBED10, whose product is annotated as ZBED6 C-terminal like. The transcript is spliced from 3 exons. Gene Ontology annotation, cellular component: nucleus. The record is from RefSeq and is a predicted model, not a curated record. Lineage: Eukaryota; Metazoa; Chordata; Mammalia; Monotremata; Ornithorhynchidae. The coding region runs from base 856 to 4059 and encodes 1067 amino acids. Gene Ontology annotation, molecular function: protein dimerization activity; DNA binding.
CCUAUGAACUCGGACAUCCCGGCACGAAAUAAAAGCCUUUCGGGAAAUGGGAAAAGCCACCCCACAGGACGCGCUCUGACUUCACGGAGCGUGGUGAUCUGGGGGCGGAAACGGUAGCGGAAGUCACCCGGGAGCACAGUGACUGGACGGAAGGGGAGCGGCCCAGGAUCGCUGCGUAGCGGGAGAAGCUGCCCAGGAGCAUGGUCCAGGAGCUGCCCGGUUUCCUCUUCCGUCCCCUUCGCACCCCGGAGGAUCGCUAUAGCGGGCCAGACUGCGCCAUCUCUGCCGGCACCGCCGCCGAAUCCGCUCCCGACAGACGAAGCCCUCGUCGCCACCCCGGCCGCGCAGGACCCCCGACGGGACUCGGGGAGCCCACCUCGGGGCCGGCCGCCUCUCUCCUCGGCCGCUGGGGCCUUCAGGGAAGGGAUGGCGCCGGGGCAAGCGUCUCUCCCGUUUUCCCCCGCCCCCCCGGCCGGAGGAAGCCACGGCCGCCGCCGCUGAGCCCUGCCGGUCACGUGACUCGCCCAGGCGGGAGCAGGGGGUUGGCGAGACCUCCGAGCCAGGGAGUUUAGGGGUGUCAGCCCUCUGGGCGGAUUUACUCGGGGGGUGAUGCUGUAGGUUCCCCUCCUCACCCACCUCACCGGUCUCCACCCGUCUCCAGCGCCUAGCGGGGGAAUCUCCUUGUGUCCCCGAAGCCGGUUGUCCCCUACGGGCUAGCCGCCUCAUCCCCUCGAGCCCUGUCCUGAGCGGUUGGGAGAGACCUGCUCCCUGCCCUCAAGGAGUUUGCCCCCCUGCUGGGGAGACAGGCCCAGAAUAACCGCCCAGCCACGGGGAGGGGCUUCGUUCGGGGUAAACAUGCUGAAGGUGAAAAAGCCCAAAAAAGUCCGGAAGAGGCGAAAAGCGGCCGGCCCGGCGGGGCGGACCCCCGGGGUCGGGCCCGACCCGCCAGACGUCACCGCUGCCUCCCCCUCCUCGCCCUUCCCUGUGUCCAGCACCACCGACAGCCCCCAGCACAGCGCGACCCCGAGCUCUAACCCCGGCCAGCGCCCGGUGACCGAGAUCAAGCUGGAGUCGGGCACCAGAGAAGGGGAAGACGAGGGCUACGAGAGCCACCUGGGGCCCCACCCCCUGGAGGAGAGGAAGGGGAAGGAGGCCGACACCCGCCCCCAGGCCGGCGGGAAGACCCCCCCUCGGCCGUCCCCCGGCCCGGACCGAGCCUUCCCCGGCCCGCUGGCCUUUGGCGAGGCCUCCUCGGCGCAGGAGAGGAAGGCCGACGUGAGCGCCUGGCAGUUCUUCGACCCCGACGAGGCGGACGCCUCCCGGGCCACCUGCACGCUCUGCCUGGCCAGCGUCAGCCAGCGCAAGGUCAAAGGGCACCUGAUGACCACGGCCCUCAAGCGCCACCUGGAAGGGAAGCACCCGCUGGAGUGGGGCGAGAAGGCUGGCAAGAGGAAGCGGGCCAGCGGUGGCAAGAGGAAGGAGGAGGAGGGCGAACGAGAGGGGGUGCAGGCGCCGGGAGGGGCGGGCCCGCCCCUGAGCCCGGUGGCCGGCCCGGCCCCGGACGCCAGCGCCUUCCGGCGGGGGAUCGGCAGCGAGAGCGACAGUGAGGAUGAGGAGAAGCGGAGGAUCGAGAUCCUGAUCGCCCAGUUGGCCAGGGACGAGAGCAACCGCAAGCAGAGGAAAGGGGACCACCCGUUCCGCUGCCGGGGGCGGGGGCGGGGCCAGGGGAGGAAGCCGGGGCCCCAGCCGGGCCACCAGAAGCCGCCCUCCCUAGAGACGCCGGUGGGAGCCGGGACCCCCAGCCCGGGGAGCCUGAGCUCCGCCAGCCUCCCGCUCGUGCCCUCGGGCAUCAGGCACCGGAGGUCCAUCUCGGCCGUCUGGCAGUUCUUCUACAUCGACUGUAACAAUGUGUCCCGAGCCAUCUGCACCCUGUGCCAGGCCAGCGUCAGCCGGGGCAAGCUGCGGGCCCAUUUUGGCACCACGGGCCUCAAGCGCCACCUGGAGUGCAAGCACCCGCUGGAGUGGGGCCGGAACCGGGCCUGCCCCUCGGCGGGCAGAGGGAAGAGGGUCGGCGAGGAGGAGGAGGAGGAGGAGGAGGAGGAGCCGGUGACGUCGUCCCUGGGCGAGGCCGCCCUCGGCCCGGGCCGGACCCUGGCCUCGUCGGACCGCUGGGGGGAGGAGCCGGAGCCGGCCGGGGGGGACGUGGGCGGCAGGUACGCCCCGGACCACCCUCGGGCGCGGGCCUGGAACCACAGCAUCGCCGAGCUGCUGUGCGGCACGACGCUGCCGGACUCCUUCGUGGCCUCCCGGCCCUUCCGCAGGUUCAUGGCCCGGGCCGACCCGUGCUACCUCGUGCCCUCCCCGGACUUCUUCUCGCACGAGGCGCGGCCCCGGCUGCACGGGGCCGUGCGCCUGCGGGUGCUCCGGGACCUGAAGCGCGCCGAGGGGGGCCGGAUCCACCUCGCCGCCCACGUGUCGACGCGGCAUCCCGCGGUGGACUUCCUGUCGCUCACCGCCCACUGGGUGACCUCCGACCCCGCGGGGGGCGGCGGCCGGCGCCGGCAGGCGGUGCUGAGCGUGCGGGGCCUGCCCAAGGAGCGUCCCCCGGGGGGCCAGCUGGAGCAGCAGGAGCUGGCCCGACAGACCCGCUCCUGGCUGGCCCCCCACUCGCUGAGCCCGGGUUUCACGGUGGCCGGCGGCGGCUGCCCCGGCCUGGAGCGGGCCGUGAGGGAGGCCGGCCACGCCCACGUGCCCUGCUUCGCCCACUGCCUCGGCCUGCUGGUCGGAGGCUUCCUGCACCACCACCACAGCGUCCAGCUGGCGGUGGGCACGGCCCGGGCCGCCCUGGCCCACCUGCGCCGCUUCCCGGAGGCCCAGCGGCUCCUGGCCCGGCUGCAGCGGGAGAGCGGGCUCCUCCCCGCCGGCCGCGCGUGGCCCGAGGAGACGGGCCGCUGGGACUCCACCUACCGCCUGCUGGAGUGGCUGGCCGAGCGGCAGCUGCCCCUCCAGGAGUGCGCGGCCCAGCGCCGGCUCGGGGAGGCCGGGGCGAAGCUGACCCCCAGCCUGUGGAGCCUGGUGGGCAGCCUGGUGGCGCUGCUCCAGCCCUUCGAGAUGGCGGCCCGGGAGGUGGAGGCGGCCGGCGCCUCCCUCAGCCAGGUGCUGCCUCAGGUGCGCUACCUGCACAUCUUCCUGCGACAGAUCCGCGGGCGGUUCGAGGCGGCCGGGGGCGGCGAGCCCGGGGCCGCCGGGCGCCUGGCCGAGAGCCUGGCCCUCCAGCUGGCCACCGACCACCGGCUGAACGAGCUGUUCCACCACGAGGCGUACGUGCUGGCCACCCUGCUGGACCCGCGCUUCAAGGGGAAGAUGGAGGCCAUCCUGCCCCUGGGCUCCGACGUGGACCACUGGAAGCAGGUGCUGGUGCGCAAGGUGAAGGAGAUCAUGGUCGCCUCGGCCUGCCCGCCCCGGGCCCCCCAGAGCCCGCCGGACUUCCGGGACUUUCCGGCCGACGUGGCCCCCGGCCGGCGCGGGACCGGGCGGCCGUCCCAGGGCAGGAAGGGCUACCGGAGGCCGGAGAAGGGCGGCGGGAAGGGGGCCGCGGCCGCCCCGCUGAUCCACAAGGAGAAGACCCUGACCGAGCACCUGGAGGGCGUGGGGCUGCUGGCCUCUGAGGGCAAGGGGGCCUCGCUGUCCACCGAGAGCCACUCGGCCUGCGUCAUGGUGGACAAGUAUCUCCGCGACACCCAGACCGUCGGGGCCCGGGACGACCCCCUGGCCUACUGGGAGAGGAGGCGCGGCCUCUGGCCCGCCCUGGCCCAGCUGGCCGUCCUCUACCUGUCCUGCCCGCCCUCGGGAGCCUCCUCGGAACACCUCUUCGGCUCCCCGGACGGCCCCGCCGAGAGCCAGAGCCGUCCCCUGGAGGUGGAGGCGGUCGAGGACCUCCUCUUUCUCAAGACCAACCUGGAAAACUUCCCCGACUACAGCCCCCCGCCCCUCGUCUUCUCCUCGGACCCCGACCCGGGCGGCGUCUGUGACCGGGAGGGGGAGAAGCGGCCGGCGUAGGACACCCCCUCCCCGGGAUCCCGGGGGGGGGGAGGAUCAGCCAGGGGCACCCUGGGGAGUCGGGGGCGGCUCCUGACGUGUGUCCCCCCCCCCCCCCCAGGGUGACCCCGACCCUGCAGGUUCAGCCUGCACCACACAGCCUGCCUUACCCAAGCGGGGGCUCCGAGCACGCUGGGACUCGGGUCGUCUGGCCCUCAAGGACGAAGAUGUAGCUUAACCUUUUGUAACUUCAUCAGCAUCUCAUCGUCCCGUGCGAGGCACGGAGAUGCACAAUAAAUUUUAUUCCCAAAGUGGAUGGUUUGAA